Fundulus heteroclitus (mummichog) is the source of this 1108-nucleotide messenger RNA. RefSeq names its product troponin I4b, tandem duplicate 2 (gene tnni4b.2). The record is from RefSeq and is a predicted model, not a curated record. Gene Ontology annotation, cellular component: troponin complex. The transcript has 8 exons. Bases 221 to 760 code for a protein of 179 amino acids. NCBI's taxonomy places the organism in Eukaryota, Metazoa, Chordata, Actinopteri, Cyprinodontiformes, Fundulidae. Gene Ontology annotation, biological process: muscle contraction.
GGGCUGUCAGGACAGAAGACGCUAUUUUGGUUGGCCACUCACAGAAGGCAAUAGGAGCUAUUAAAUCUGAGACUUGAGUUUAGUUCUUGUCAUUUAAAGUCAGAGACAUUUCGUAUCAACCCAUUUUCCGCAGGGAUUAAAUAAAAGCUGCAAGUGAAGCAACUACCACCAGAUCUAAUUCUAAUAAAAGUACAAUCUUCCAACAGGAGCAAACAAAAACAUGUCUGAGGCACCGAAAAAAUCAAAGAUCUCUGCAUCGCGAAGACUGUUUCUGAAGACCAAGCUGCUGAAAACAGCAGCUGCAAUGUUGGAGAAGAUGAAGGAGGAGCGGAGCCUGCAGAAAGAACUUACUCUCACAGAGAAAGUUCCUCCCCUGCAGCUUUCUGGGUUGUCUGUUCAGGACCUUCAGGCUCUGUGCAAAGAGCUGCACCGUAAGAUAGAUGUGGCAGACGAGGAACGCUACGACAUUGACGCGAAGGUGUCCAAAAACAUCAAGGAGAUUGAGGACCUGAAUCAGAAGGUCUUUGCUUUAAAGGGUAAGAUGAAGCGACCUGCUCUCAGGAGAGUGAAGAUCUCCGCUGACGCCAUGCUGGGAGCUUUGCUGGGCUCCAAGGUUAAAGAGAGCGUGGACUUUAAGGCCAACCUGAAGACUGUGAAGAAAGAGGAGGAGAAGAAGGAGGAAGUGACAGACUGGAGGAAGAACGUGGAAGCCAUGUCCGGAAUGGAGGGAAGGAAGAAGCUUUUUAAUGCCAAUCAGUAAAUGCAUUUUUGUGGACAUUCUGAGAUCAAAAUGCAGUUGUACAGGGUAAAUAAUGACAGGAGACAACACAUACAGGGAUUGUCUUUCUGUAGAGUUAACAAAUGCACAAGAUAGGUAUGAGCAUGACUGUAUCUGUAGACUUUACAUGCUAUAUUCACAUUUAUUCAAACUACUACAGAAUAAUAAUCACUGCAGCAAUUUUUGCAUUAGGGUUGGUUGCACCCUUAUCCUUUGUGGUGUUUGCACUUGUGAAACAUUUGCGCUUCUCAUAUGUACACCCUAACAAGAAAGAAAAUGUUUCUUGACAUAAAAAAAAACUGAAAAUAAUAAAAUCUGGUAGAAACUGAA